CGCUCGGACUAUAAAAGUCUAUAACAAGCGACCGAAAUAACUGCAAGUUCUUUUGAGAGUUCUGUCGAAUCACAAUUGAGUGACAGCUGUUCUCUUUGGUGGUUACCUUGAGGUCAAUUUUCCUCGACAGCACGAAGGUUCAACGAAUGACGGUUACACGAUGAGUUAAACGGUGCAAUUGCUCGUAAAUGCUAUCCUUCAUUUACGAGACACGAAAGCGUCGUGAAAAAUAGAGGCUAGUUCUCUGCAACUCGUCGCGAAUGAGCGACAUCAAAAUUCUAUCUCGUGCAAAAUGCGUCCUGCCUUUCGAAACACUGAUCUCUUUUUUGCGAAUUACCCUUUGAUGCGACGAGAAGUCGAAUGGUCAUUCAAGGUACUACUAACUUUAAACGAGAUUCGGCCUGUAUAGUAUAAUUCAAAUAAUCGAUGAAUGGCACACGCUGGGAACGAUGUUAUGGGAUUGAAUUAUCGAACUUGAACGUGAUACGAAAGCCGCCGCUGUCAUCAUUCUAUCGUCUUCAUCUUCGUUGUGAUUGUCGUCGUUUCGAUUAGGGAACGUCGCUUUUUGCGUUAACAUAAAUCGCGCAAGAGCGAACUAACAAAGUCGGGGGCGGGUUUUGCUAGUGUCGGUAUAUGCCGCGGCGAGGAUGCUGGCGUGCGUCUAUCCGCCGGAAAACUUUGAGGUGAAAACCGUGACGGUGAAGCUCCAUCAUGGAAAAUCGAAGCGAAAGUCUAAGUCUCUACUCUCAGUGAAGGAAAAACUUUCGGACGCCGCGGAGACGACGGGAUGCGGCAACAGCGGCAACCGAGUGGGCAACGAGUUAGCAGUGGGCGGGGGUGGUGCUGUGCUGGUGCUCAGCGAGCUUGAAAGCAUGGCGGCCAGGCAACAGCGGGAGAUUGCUCAGCAAAGGCGCCUCCUGGAGCAGAGAGAGGCCCGCUUAGCUGUGCUUCGAGGCGCACAGGAGCCAGCACAGCAGGACAAACUCGCCAGAUUGAAGCACAGAUUGGACCAGCAACAGAGCAAGCUGAAUCGACUGCGGUUGCUCAGAUCGCAGACGGACCAGUCUCGUACCAACAAUGCGACGUUGACCUCGGACUUAGACUGCAUCAGGGCACUGUUCAACGAGAAGGAGAAGGAGCUCUCGUUGGCCGUAGCUAAGGUGGAGGAGCUGACGCGGCAGUUGGAGGAGCUUCGGGGUCGUCAGAAUGCCGUCGGUGUCGGUGCCGGCGGCGGGAGCGCCGGUAGUCUCGGGGGCGGUCUCACGGGUGCUACCGGGAAUGGGCACCUGGUCACCCCGGCCAGCGCAGAGUUGGAAAAGCUCAGGAGGGAGCUUAUGUAUCGCAACAAGAUGAACGAACAGCAGAAUCAAGUGGUAUCGCAGCAACGCCUGGCCCUGGCGCAGAGGCAGGCCGAGAUGGCGUCGAUAGACGCGCGGAUAGCGCAGCUUCAAAGUCGUCUUCAGCGUAAGAGAGCGUUAAAUCAACGGCUGAGCCAUCAGUUGGGUUCAGGGUCCGGACGCAUCGGCGUCAGUACGACAGGAUUCCAGGACGCGAAGCUCGACGGCUUUAACAGCGGCGGCAAGCUGAGGCCGGCCGGAAACAUUGCCGCGAUCGAGCCUUACUCUCACAUACCCAACGACAAUGAUUUCAAUCUGAACAAGAACGAUCCAAAAUACCAGACAUUGCCGUACAACACCAAGUUCACGGUGAAUUUCAAGGCGAUAGAGGACGACGUGAAUAAAAAUAAGAUACAACAUUCAGCCAGUGCUUCCCAGUUAGGACAGCGGCCGGCCUUUCAGCAAUACGGACACCAAAUCGUUCAUAGCCAGUCGCAGUCGCACAUUCAGGGUCAAUCUCAAUUAUUAGGAAGUAAUCAGCAGCAACAACAACAACCACAGCAGCAGCAGCACAAUCAAAAUCUCAGCAAUCAAGCUGCGACAGUCCAAUCGAGUUGCAACUACAACAAUAACAACAACAACAACAACAAUAACAACAAUAAUAACAACAAUAACCUCAUCGGAAGCGGUAGCGCGCAUAGCUUCAGCCCGGACAACCUAUCGCAGGGUCUUCGCAUUCAUCAAGGUCAUCAGCAGCAACAGUUACAGCAACAGCAGCACCAGAAUGGCAACGGAGGCCAGCAAAAACAAUACAACGUGACUGGCACUGCAUCGAGCAGCGCGUCGACGAAUCUCGGCGUCACCGUCUCGUCGAUCUCGCAGGCGCAGAACCACCGCAACUUGCAGGCCAUUCAUCAGAAACCAGUGUCGAGCGUGGCGCCUAGUUUCUCUGUCAAGUCGCAGAUCUACCAGACGUCCUCGACCAAGAUCCAUCCGGUGAUGCCGCAGACAUUGAGUCUGUUGGGUCGCGGGCACGCGAACAACACGCCGAACUACAAUAUCGCCAGUUUCAACGUACAGCCGAGUGGCAAUCAGCAGCAGCAGCAGACCACGACCAACAGCGCGCCGCAACUGGUGCAAUCCAGCUGUGUUGGCAACCAGGAGACGAUAAACUACAACGCAUCCAGACACGGUUACACGCCUGGAUCGCAGCAGCAGCAGCAGCAGCAACAGUAUCCCAACCAGAUAAAUAUUCAUGCGCCCUCGUCAACCAUCUAUCAGGUCCAGAGAGAGUCAUCGAAUCUUGCUUCGAUUGGUAUUCAUGGCACCGCCACGGUCGCCUUUAGCAACGCUUCGAGCGCACAGAAGUACAACCAGUCGCAGCUGUCGUCCGGCUCUAAUUUGGAUCCGCAGAACCAAGAUCCGCAGAAUCAGAUCUUGAAUAGUCAGAAGGUCAAGUUCGAGUCAGGCAAGACUCAAGACAAGUUCGAGCAUGCUGUAUUACCACCCAAACACGAGCAGCAGCAGCAACAGCAAACCAACAGAUAUGAUUCGAGUUUCGCUAAAUACGAAUCUCAGCAAAUCAAGUACGAGCAGCACGGCAAGUACGAGCAGCCGGCAAUGCAGGCGUCGAAGCUAUAUGAGCAACAGCAGAACAAGCACGACCAGGGUGUGAGUCAGGCGAAGCACGAACAGCAGCAGCAACAACACCUCAAUGCCAAGUACGAGUCUGGCCGGGAGACGCAAUACAAUAAGCAUGAGCAGCAACAGCAGCAUGAAAGCAGAUCGUCCAACAAGUAUGACCACAAUGCGACGUUCAAACACGAGCCUACCAGCAAGUACGACAACAAUGGCCAGUACAAGGCCGAGUACAAACCAGAGCAGAACAAGUACGAGAGCAGCCAGAACAAAUUCGACGCACCAGGAUCCAAGUACGAGCAGAACUCCACGGCGAAGCACGUAGUCGAUCACGCUGUCAAGUACGAGAUUCCGGUGAAGGCGCCGGACAAGCCCUUCGAGUUCGACCGAGCGAAGAGCGACGGUGAGAGAAAGAGCUUCAACGAGUCGCGGAUGGAGGACAAAACGAAGCCGGCGCUGCCACCGAAACCGAGCAAACCCAAUCCACCACCGAGGUUGACUCAUCACGAGAAAAUCGACGCGCCACCAGAUGGGAUUAAUGAUUGCAAGAUGACCAAUGCUAAUCUUAAUUCGAGAUCGGAUAAGGACGAGGACAUACCGCCGAUUCCCACUUCAGAGCCGCCCGAUUCUCCCACGGAGACGCAGCUGGCCAAUCACCAGAUUAUCAAGGCGCGACCGCUGAGUCUGAAGAAAGUACCGAUAUCGGAACAGCCGAAGCUGAGAUACGCCAAAUCCAAUGUUCACGUGUCGAUAAAUCGACGGAUUGAAAUGCCCCCGGCUUUCCUCUUUCCGGAGACGGAAAUCCCGGCGGAUCUCAUGCAGACUGAGCAACAACAGCAGCAACAGCAGCAGCAACAUCAGCAACAGACCACCGACGCUACGGACAAUUGUAAGAGCAUUACCGCGAUCGGCGAGGACAUCGGCGACAGCGAGAAGUUGGAAGAAUCGGACAUUGUCGACGCACUCAAUGUCAUCAAUAUUGACGAUAAGUCGACGAAGAUGAAGAGUGAUGCGGAACUAUUGGGCACCGACGUGGACGUGGACGGCGGCAAAAUAUCAGAAGUGAUAAGAAGGAAGAAGGGGAACCUCAAGUCGAGCACGGGCAAAGUCAAUCUGUCCAGGCGGGUGUCGUUCGAUCCGUUGGCAUUGCUGCUUGACGCCAGCCUCGAAGGUGAGCUCGAGCUCGUGAAGAAAACCGCCAAGGAGGUCGCCAACCCGAGCUCCGCUAACGACGAGGGCAUCACCGCUCUGCACAACGCCAUAUGCGCCGGUCACCUCGAGAUCGUCAAGUUCCUCGUGGAAUUCGGCUGCGACGUGAAUGCCCAGGACAGCGACGGAUGGACCCCAUUACAUUGCGCAGCCAGUUGCAACAAUUUAUCGAUGGUGAGGUUUUUGGUCGAGCACGGCGCUUGUAUCUUCGCGACCACUCUGUCAGAUCACGAAACCGCGGCGGAGAAAUGCGAAGAGGACGAAGAAGGAUUCGACGGGUGUUCGGAGUAUUUAUACAGCGUUCAAGAGAAAUUGGGCAUCAUGAACAAUGGUCAGGUCUAUGCGGUCUUCGAUUACGAGGCACAGCACGCCGAUGAGCUUUCCUUGAAGAACAGCGAUUCUGUGGUCGUACUGCGGAAGGGAGACGACAACGAGAGGGAAUGGUGGUGGAGCAAGCUCGGUCACAAGGAAGGCUACGUACCUCGGAAUCUGUUGGGGUUGUAUCCUAGAGUGCAGCCGGCGAAAACGGACUAAGAAGGGGUCUUUCGUGUUCUUGCAGGAUAUCCGACGAUUACUACAGUAUUCGAUUUGCAGCUUUAUCUUGUUAAUUGUUAUCCUACAACGUAGGCAAGUUUUAACAGCGUUAUUUAAUAGCAUUUCAUUGCGACAU
Molecule: messenger RNA, 4854 nt
Organism: Dinoponera quadriceps
Lineage: Eukaryota; Metazoa; Arthropoda; Insecta; Hymenoptera; Formicidae
Product: myb-like protein AA
Exons: 12
Coding region: 648-4718 (1356 amino acids)
Biological process (GO): regulation of apoptotic process
Cellular component (GO): nucleus
Molecular function (GO): p53 binding
Source: RefSeq, a predicted model, not a curated record